Messenger RNA from Guillardia theta CCMP2712, 435 nucleotides. RefSeq lists its product as hypothetical. Gene Ontology annotation, molecular function: DNA-binding transcription factor activity. The transcript has a single exon. The coding region runs from base 1 to 435 and encodes 144 amino acids. Lineage: Eukaryota; Cryptophyceae; Pyrenomonadales; Geminigeraceae. The record is from RefSeq and is a predicted model, not a curated record.
AUGUCAGACUCUGUCACCACCACCCCUCAGAACGUGCUUCUCUUUCCGCGAAGAAAGACAGGGGAACAGCACAUCAUGUACAAAGGAAGAAGGCCUUUAGCUAUAGACCUGCCAAUGUUGGAGAGCUUCUACUCGAUGCCUCAGAUCCGAGCUGCGCGAGGUUUGGGCGUGUCUCUCACUGCCAUGAAGCACAUCUGUCGCAAGCUUGGCAUCGAUCGCUGGCCAUAUCGACGCCCAAAGAAAACUCGAGCAAGGAAGCAGAAGACUCUGCGAAAGACCACUGCGAGUGAAAGUUCUGCUUCAAAGAAAGUGAAACCACGAAAGCUACCGCCUCAUGCCGCUUGGAUUGAAAGCGCUCUGCCUCUCAGCAAGGAAUGGAUAGAGUUGUAUAUCAAUUGCCUUGACAACACUCCAGAGUUUAGCAAUGAUGCAUGA